AGCAAAAUGGAAUCCAUGAAAGAUAUCAAGGAAUGGCUAAUUAAUAAAUGUAAGAUUCCUAAUAUAAACGCUCCGGAUGGUUAUGGUUCGGAUCAAGGUUCGUCUUUCUGUACUGUAGUUACUCCGAGAAACAUUCCAGAAUUUGUAAUCCCGGGUUCUAACGAGUCGUCUCGGCAACCGUCAGUGUGUUCAAAUGAAGAUGAUAUCGUAAGUCAAUCAAGCGGCGCGAGUGUGGUAUGUUUUACUCCAAGCCCUGGUGUUUCACCCCGGGGUUCUUUCUCCUGUCUUGAGGUGCCUUAUAACAAUAAGAGCCCCGUCCACACGCGAUCCGCUCCGGUGUCACCAAAACACGACACCAAUAAUGGAAUUCAAGCGUUUAGUGCUCUUUCGAUGGUCGAACUUGGAGAACGGGAAACAUAUGGAACAAAUGCCGAUCCAUGCUCAACCGCUGCCGUAAGUCUACUGCAUUUCAGAACACGAACGAACUACGGCUUCACGACCUUGAAAGAAAGUCCACACAGUAGGCGCCGAGAGUCCUUGUUUAUGGAAUCCACAGGACAGCCCAAAACGAACGUUAAAAUAAAAUACCCUUCAUGUAUCGACAUAGGUAUAGAGAAAUGCUCUCUGAAUAAUGCUCAAAAUAAUGUUUAUAAAAAAAACCCAAGACGGGAGCAUUCUAUGGACAACAAACGAAUGUACGAUCGUCGGAAUACGUUGUCGGAGAAGGAUUGUUAUCGCAACAGCAAACGUUACUACAGACGACGAUCAUCGGCGUUCACCCCGGAACCGGAGUACAAUGGCGAUGACAGUAGUUCAGAUACAACUAGUCCAGGACCUCAAAGACGUGGACAUUAUCUCCCAACUUUUGAAACUCCCGUGAAACGCCACUCGUCGCCGUGUUGCACACCUAUUACUCAAGGUCCAGAUAUCGUGAGAGACUUCUCCAACAAGUCCUGCUCAUGCUCAAGCAUUUCGAAACCCUACACUUCAAGGAUUGCCGAACUUGGUGAACUCAAAUUCUCGUUUCAAUAUUUUCCUCAUUCUAAAAAACUCCGUGUAACCAUGAUCAAAGCCGAGAAUCUCUAUGUCCACAACAAGGCCACUCAUCAUUUGAAUAUCUACGCCAAAUUGUAUCUUAUGCCCGGGAAAAUACAGAGACAAGUGUCGCAAUUUGUGAAGCAAACGCGUAAUCCUCAUUUUAAUCAGGAAUUUCAUUUCGACGGAUUUAGUAUCGACGAAUUGGAAGCUAUGAGAGUAAGGAUUAAAUUAUUCGACAAAGGCCAGAAAUUAAAACUCACGGAAUACAUAGGGGAAGUAAACCUUAAUCUCUCUAAUUAUGAUCUACUGCAAGAAAACAGGAUGUGGAAGGACUUAGAAACUAAAAGAAACUGUGAGGAUCUCGGUCAUCUGUACGUGACCUUGAACUAUGAACCUAGAGGCGAAAGGUUAACUGUGAUGGUUGUAGAGGCUACUGGAUUACCUCAACAUAAUAUAACCGGUCCACCAGAUCCAUACAUUAGAGUGGAGGUUAUCCAAACCGGAAGGGGCGUGGCCCGGAAACAAACGAGGACGCGAAAGAAUACAACACACCCGGUAUUCAAGGAGACUUUCACGUUCACGAUAUCAACUCGACAAGAAGAUUUACUAUAUACAACAAUAAAACUAACUGUCUUUGAUUACGACAGAAUCAGAAAUGAUGACGUCAUCGGUGAAGUUCGAAUAGGAUAUGGAUCCCCGGAAGAAAGUGGCUUAGAACAUUGGACGCGAAUAACCAGAGAUUUGGAACGGGAAGUGAGCCGAUGGCAUUACAUCAAUGAUGUCUCAAGUAGUUCUUAGUUUCGAUCAAUCAAGACUGAAAUAAUUGUGGGAGUUGCAUAACGUCGGUGAAGUGUC
This is a messenger RNA of Patella vulgata (common limpet), 1893 nucleotides long. Its product is annotated as C2 calcium-dependent domain-containing protein 4C. NCBI's taxonomy places the organism in Eukaryota, Metazoa, Mollusca, Gastropoda, Patellidae. Bases 7 to 1836 code for a protein of 609 amino acids. Gene Ontology annotation, cellular component: membrane. The transcript is spliced from 3 exons. The record is from RefSeq and is a predicted model, not a curated record.